Folsomia candida is the source of this 1284-nucleotide messenger RNA. Its product is annotated as insulin-degrading enzyme. Lineage: Eukaryota; Metazoa; Arthropoda; Collembola; Entomobryomorpha; Isotomidae. Bases 1 to 1284 code for a protein of 427 amino acids. Gene Ontology annotation, molecular function: metal ion binding. The record is from RefSeq and is a predicted model, not a curated record. The transcript is spliced from 9 exons.
AUGACUGUUCAAGAAAACGUGCUGAAGGAAGGGUUGGAACAAUUGUUCGACACCGUUGCAUCGCCAAUUUUAAGUGAAGAAUUUGUCGAGGGAGAAGCUGCCAUUGUGGAGUCUGAAUUUAUCAAAGGCCUUAGUCAAGACUCUGUUAGAUACAAUUCUAUUCAGAGAAUGACGUCAAGAAAGGGGGAUCCGUAUGGAUAUUUUGCGACCGGGAACCAAAAUUCUGUCUGGGAACAACCAACCAAGUUCGGAAUAAACGUUACUCAGGCUUUGCAAACGUUUUAUGAAACCUUCUAUUCUGCAAACCUCAUGGUGAUAGCUGUGGCCGGACCACAACCUCUAGAUGAGUUGGAGGACAGUGUGGCAAGAUUUUUUAGCGAUGUUCCAAACAAAGGGACGCUUUUCCCUAUUUGGGAUACGUCUCCGUACGGAAGAGAGGAAUUAGGAACAAUAUUAGAAGUUGUGCCUAUUAGUGACGUUAGAGAACUGGACAUGUACUUUCCCAUAUUAGUGGAGCACUGGGAACAUAGUUUGUACUAUGUCGGAAUUUUUGAACACGAAAGCAAAAACUCGUUGGCUGAGCAUCUCAAAAAAUUAGGCUACAUUUCGUACCUUACCUGCGAAAGAUCAAAACCUUUUCGAGACUAUCGCAUGAUCCUAAUUUCCGCAGUACUUACUCCAUCUGGACUCGAACGUCAAGAUCACAUUGUUCAACUAGUUUUUGAGUAUAUUUCAAUGUUGAAAUUGGUUGGACCACAAGAAUGGUUUUGGGAUGAGAUGCAGCAGAUUGCUGAUGUUAAACGGCGCUGGCGGGACCCGCACCUAACAGAAGAAUUGGUUACAAGCAUUGGAGCCGACCUACUGGAGCAUUCAAUUGAAGAAUCCAUUUUGGAAGCAGUUUUUCAAAAUCGGAGUGUGGUUAGCUAUUCGGAAGAAAUUUUAACCAACAUUGCCGAACUUUUAACUCCAGAUAAUAUGAGGCUCACCAUAUUGUCUCCGAGGGCAGUGAACAAAACGAAAUUUUACGAACCAAUUUAUAAGAUUCACUACAACUAUGGUAAAAUAGAGAGUGAAAAAUUAACGGGAUAUGCGAACUCUUCCUCUAAUAUUUUUAGGCAGCUGCCCCCACCGAAUGCUUAUAUUCCGGAAUUAUUUCAGAUUAAGUCCCAAAACGUCGGGAAACAAUACAUCCGUAGCAUACUUGUCACAGAAUAUUCCCUCAUGUGGUAUCUGGAAGACACAAUCUUCAAGGUUCCAAAGGUCAUGGUGCGGCAAUACUCUUAA